This is a messenger RNA of Pelobates cultripes (western spadefoot toad), 18385 nucleotides long. Lineage: Eukaryota; Metazoa; Chordata; Amphibia; Anura; Pelobatidae. The record is from the annotation of a GenBank genome assembly.
AUGACAUCGCCCAACAUCACCGUUUCCUUCACCACAUCGUGCUGUAACACAGAUUCCUGCAUUCCGCCAGCACCGAUUUUCCGUAAGUAUCUUGAUGGAGAUCUCAUUAGCAGAAAUUAACAUCAGUUUUGUGGCCAACACGUUCCAAACCAGAGGUAAAAAAAAGAGUAAAUUACAAAUAUGUGCUAUUAUUAAUGGUAAAUAUAGGAAUACAAUAUGCAUUAUAUAAACACACAUUCUAUUUGUUGUGUGCUAUUUCUGAUUUUUUUUUUCUGUUAUAUGUUUGAUUGAGUGCAAGGACUAACAAAAAAAAAUACCUUAAAACUUGAUGUUUCAAUUUGAGGAAGAUUGUCCCCCAGUGGUAACACAUGCUUUAAGUCACAUUCUAGAACUUGAAGGUUCUUUCCAGCAGAGCCCACAGUAGAGAUUCCAUCUGACUAUGUCUGUUCGUGUCUAGUGAAAUAUAAGAUCUCUAAAGCUUCUGAUAUUAGGCAAAAUAGCAAAUCCUUUACAAGGAUCACCCAUUUUUCUUCUUCUCCUUCCUCAGAAAGAUGUGAGAUACAGGAGCUACACCAAUAGAUUACAAAUAAUAAAAUAUUAAUAUAGUACUAUCAUCCUGGGAGUAAUCUGCACCUUUCUUAGUGUCCCUCAUCCCUUUACCUCCAAGCUUUUACCAGCAGCCACCUAUUCUGAUACAUACUCUCCAGUUACUACAAGGUCCUCCUGGCAUACAAGAUAUCUAUUGUGUCAUGUGCAUUACAAGAGCACUUACAUAAAAUUAUACAUUUCCACUGAUACUCACAGCAGUUCCAGCUGCCAAUUUUCAUGAUGUCCUUGGGUGGCUACCUUUAGGAGAUAAUUCCAUGAUAUAAGCCACAUUGUAUGGUUAUGUCCAGAGAAUUCUGCAGUGUCUUGCUACUGUUAUGUAAUAGAACCUUACUGUUUUGCUUUAUCCCACUACCUUCAGGUGAUAUAUAAUCACCAGAUUAUGUCCAACUAUUCCUUGGGUCACAACAUUAUGGCCAUUUACUACUAGUACUAAAGAUGAAACUGCCAUAGGUGUGUGAAGAACAUUUCAUUUAGAUGUGCACCAAGAAAUUAUUUCCCUUAAUUCUUUUAAUAUUAUGUAACGAAAAUAUUUAUUAAAAAGACACUCCCCUCCAGAAACUACAGUCUGCUGUCAUCUGUAUGGUGUCAGUAGAGCCCCUACGCUAGAGUUGUCCCCCGUCAGUUUAGAGCCCAUUCACCACUCACUUAAAUUAAUAUUUCAGUAAGUGGCCCCCUUUUAAUUCAGGCCUACCCAUUCAUCGGCUUUGGCACACCACAAACAACUAGCUUUUACUCAAGUUUAUUAAUUUCAUAAAGCUUUUGUCCCUGACCACCCUGAUAUAUUUAUAUAUUACACCAGUAUUUCUUUCUUUUUUUGUAUACAUUUGCUACAUAUUUGUAUACCUUCCUGAUUGUAUACAUCUUUAACUGAAAUAUUUAAUCUGUCAAUGCUUCCUACAGCUGAAAAUGAGAUCAUUUACAACCAUUCCUCCAUGAAACCGAAUCUGUGCCCUACAUGUUUAGCCACUGAUACUAAUUUGUGCGUAGAGAAAUAUGCCAUGCCAUGCAAUGAAAAUGCUACACAAUGUGCACGCUUUUCACAAACAGUAGGUAACGGUAAGUUAUAUGUAAGUAAUAAAGGUACUUAUUGGUGUAAAAUAAUAGUGAACUUCCUGCUUACUAGACGUGCUUUUGUCAGAAGAGCUGCAAAAUGAAUAACAUUUUGAUUUCCAGUCAUUUAGUUAGAAAAACAAUAUAAACUCAUUGAUUAAAUGUAAUUCUGUUAAUUUGGUAAACACACACGCACAACGUAGCUACCAAUGACAGUGCAGCAACUUUGCGAUGGUGCAUUCCAUGACAGUGCAGCAAACUAUGUCUUGUGGCCCCAAUCAUGGACCAAUCAUCAAGCACUGCUAGUUGAUACAGAUUGAGUGUUUUAUCAGCCAAUCAAUGCCCUGUUUUCUUGCAUUAGUCAGUCUUACUACGGAGUGAAAUUGAGCUAGCUGGUGUAGAUCAAAAGAGAGAGAAUUAAUCGUAUAACUAGUUUUAACCACUGGAGAUGAAUUCUCUCUAUUAUCCAACAUUUUUAUAUAGUUAGUUAAGAUUUUAUUUUGUUUGUUUGUUUUAAUUGUAGAAUAGCCAAGGAAGGUGUCACAUUCCCAACCAUCGCUACUAAUUACCUGCGAGCCUGCUGUGUCCUGCAGCCAGAACUUGUGCACCUCAGAUGCUUGCAGCUCUGUCACGCUGCACUUUAACUGCUGCUCCUCUGGCUCUCCUCGUUGCUACUUGGUGCCAGGCUCUGCAUGGAGCUGCCGCAGCAAGUUGGCAGCGCAACAUGCCAGAGGGCUUAUGGAGGGCCAGUGGGAGGGUGGCCUGGACAGACAAAGGGGAGGGACAGGGGAAUAGCAGAAAUGGCACCCAAUUUCCUUAACUCCUUCAUUGGAGCUCCAUCUUCAGGGGAGUGGGAGCUGAUAAUGUGAUCAGCUCUUAGUAUAAAUAGCCAAGAUGUUCCAGUGCUUGCUUCUGUCUCCUGACAUCCUAGUUCUCGUUUAUGGUUCCUGAUCCUAGUCUUGGUUCCCUGUUCUUGAUCCUGGUCCUUGUUCCUGGUUCCUGAUCCUGAGUUUUGGUUCCUGAUUCUUGCUCCUGGUUCCUGUUCAUGAUUUCUGGUAAUACUUCUCAGUUUCUGACUUUGACUACGCUUCCUGUUUCCAAUUUUUGACUUCUGGCAUCUUGCUCUCUAUUUGUGGAUCCCCUGGUUUCUGACUUUCAGUUUGACUCUUGACCUUGCUCCUCUGCUGCCAGCAACACCUUUUAACCCCUUAAGACCGGAGGGCGUACUAUUACACCCUAUUUUAGGCGGCUCUAAAUGCCGCCAGGCGUAAUAGUACGCCCUCCGUUUUUUUCUAACUUACCGUAUAUACUUGUGUAUAAGUUGAUCUCAUGUAUAAGUCGAGUGCAGUUUUGUGACCAACAAUUGUGAAAUAUGCUAUGCCUCGUGGAUAAGUCGAGGGUAAAACUUGGGGCUAUGAAAUUCUGUGAUUUUUAUAAUUAUAUACACACACACUCAUACAAACACACACUCUGCAUUAUAUAUACACACACUCUGCAUUAUAUAUACACACACACUCAUACAAACACACUUUCUGCAUUAUAUACACACACACACACACUCAUACAAACACACACUCUGCAUUAUAUACACACACUCUGUGUAUAUAAUGCAGAGUGUGUGUUUGUGUAGUGUGUGUGAACCGGGGGUAUAUUAUUAUUUUUUUAUUAUUUUAAUUUUUUUUGUCCCCCCUCCCUGCUUGUUAACUGGUCAGGGAGGGGGCUAUCUUAAUCCUUGGUGGUCCAGUGGCAUGGGCUGUGAAGUGGGGGGGCCGGCAGGAAGCAUUUACUUACCUUUCCUGCAGCUCCUGUCAGCUCCCUUCUCCUCCGUUCCGGUCAGCUCCACUGUAAGUCUUGCGGUCUGGUUGCCGCGCGGAUCGUUGCCAUGGCUCUGACGGCCGCGGCUCUCUAAGUUGCCAUAAUACAGACAGUGACUCGAGUAUAAGUCGAGUGGGGGUUUUUAAGCACAAAAAAUGUGCUGAAAAACUAGACUUAUACUCAAGUAUAUACUGUACCCGGUCGCCGGCAAUCCCACGCCUGCGAUCGCAGUUGGGGGGACUCCCAGGGAGCCCCCCGCGGCGGAUCCUCCAUCCUGCAGCCCCCCGGACAAUCACAUGGCCGGGAUAGCUGCCUGCUGUAUUGCCAGCAGGGGGACUGCCUGUAAUGACAGGUAGUCUCCCUGCUGGCUGGAAAUAAAAUAAAAUUAAAAUUAAAAAGUGUAAAAAAAAUAUUAUAUACUUAGAUCAUAUAUAUAUAUAUAUAUAUAUAUAUAUAUAAUCUAAGUAUAUAUAUAUACACAUAUACAUACACACACAUACACUGUCUAGGUGUAUUUUACUAUUAAUAUAUAAUUAUAUAUAUAUUAAUAGCAAAUUACACGUAGACUGAUACUGAUUAAAUAUAUAUAUAAUUAUUGUUAUAUGUAUAUUUAGAUAUAAUAUAAAAAAAAAAAAUAUGUAAAUACGUUAAAAAAUAAAAUUAAAAAAAUAAUUAAAAAUAAAUAAUUAAGAAAUAUAUAGAUGUGUGUUAUUUCGUUCUAACUGUAUUGUGAUAUUAAUAUGUAUAUAUAUAUAUAUAUCAAAAUACACGUAGAACAAAAUAAUAUAUAUAUAUAUCUAUAUACAUAAAUAUAUACGUAUAUAUCACUAUAUAUAUACCUAUAUAUAAAUAAAAAUAUUUUAAAAAUAUGUAUAUAUAUAUAUAUAUCUAUAUAUAUAUAUAUAUACAUAUAUUAAUUCUACAUAUAUAUUUAUGUAAUAUUUUUACAUAAUUAGGUAUCUUAAUUAAUUACAAUUAGCGGGACCUGCCUGACAAACCAUGUCGAAAGUAAAGGGAAUUUAAUUUGCUAGCACUAUAUUUAACCCUAUAACUUUCCAAGACACCAUAAAACCUGCACAUGGGGGGGUACUGUUCUACUCGGGAGACUUCGCUGAACACAAAUAUUAGUGUUUCAAAACAGUAAAAUGUAUUACAACGAUGAUAUCGCCAGUAAAAGUGAAGUUUUUUGCAUUUUUCACGCACAAACAGCACUUACACGGACGAUAUUAUUGCUGCAAUACUUUUUACUGUUUUGAAACUCAAAUAUUUGUGUUCAGCGAAGUCUACUGAGUACAACAUUACCCCUCAUGUACAGGUUUUAUGGUGUUUUCAAAUAUAAGGCUUGUGUUUCAUUUUUUUCACAUUAAAAUUCACCAGAUUGGUUAUGUUGCCUUUGAGACCCUAUGGUAGCCCAAGAAUGAAAAUUAUCCCUAUGAUGGCAUACCAUUUGCAAUAGUAGACAACCCAAGGUAUUGCAAACAGGGUAUGUCUAGUCUUUUUUAGUAGCCACUUAGUCACAAACAUUGGCCAAAGUUAGCGUUAGUAAACGCUAACUUUGGCCAGUGUUUGUGACCAAAUGGCUACUAAAAAAGACUGGACAUACCCCAUUUGCAAUACCUUGGGUUGUCUACUAUUGCAAAUGGUAUGCGAUUUUGGGUGUAAAUUUCAUUUCCAGGCUACUAUACAGUCUCAGAGGCAACGUAACCAAUCUGGAGAAUUUCAAUUUCAAAUGUAACGUGCUAUAUUUGACCCUGUAACUUCCCAAAACGCCAUAAAACCUGUACAUAGGGGGUACUGUCUUACACGUGACACUUUGCUGAAUACAAAUAUGUGUAUUUUAUUGCAGUAAAAGCAAACAGUAUUAUGACAUUGACAGUUAAACUGUCAUGUAGAACUAAAGAAAUUAAAUUAUGUUUCAUAGCUAAAUAUUUGAUAUUAAAUGAAAGCCCUGUUUCCCCUGAAUAAAAUGAUAUAUAAUAAGGGUGGGUGCAUUUACUAUGAAAGAGGUGAAUUACGGUUGGACAGACAUGUAGCGCAAAUGCCAGGUUUUGUUUGCAUUUUGUUUUGUUCACAACGUGUACAUUUGGCUCCGUCCUUAAGGGGUUAAACACCUGAUCUAGGCAAAAAUAAUGGGGGUUUAGUUACAGUAUAUGAUCAUACAUUGCAUAAUCCUGCCUCAACAUCAAUGUACCCCAUCUUUGGCAGGUCCUACACUAACAACCUAACGUCUGCUCUUAUAAGAUUUAACCAAUUACUUGGGGAACAAAUUCCAUCAGGGUCUCUCUGAAGUGCAUGGUUUGCCCUAGAAGAGCAUUAAACCAAUAUGCUAGUCAUUGAUGAUGAUAAAACGCCACUAUAAUUAAAAAAUGCCCAGGCUCAAUUUUUUCCCCAGUCCAGAAAAUGAAUUUAUUGGUGGUACUUGACGUAUGACAGGUUUCCUAAAAUUUACACCACUCAGCAUUUAGUUGGAAAUAUGUUGUUGAAAAAGGCACUAUGAUGCAAAUAUGGUGGGACUGCUCUAUAAUUAAACCGCUCUAAUAUCAUAAGAGAAUUAACAGAUAUCACAGAUUUGCCUACCAAACUGUCCACUUAUUUCUUCCUUCUUUUCCCUCCAAACCUACACAAAGCAUGUAAACAACUAGCAGCACUAAUAAUACUAGCAGCCAGAAAUCGGAUUGCACUUACAAAUAGCUUGCCCCGUAACACACGAUUGAUAGACAAAAUAAAUCAAUAUUAUACCUAUAAACACAUGUCUAUAGAUACAACCAUUGGCAACCAUGGACUGUAUGUACUUAAUGCACUCAUUAAAAAAAAAAAAAACAGUUAAGUUCUGAUAGUCAACAAACAGAGCAAAAAUAAAUAAAUCCACAAGAGACCAUUACACCAUGACUGAAACAGAUAGAUACCCUUGACUAAGAGCAUUAUUUUGUUAUUACUACUCUCGUCUUAGUUCCUUCUUUUCCUUUCUAUACCCCACCUUUCCUAAAUAAUAUACACAUGUCGACACCAUAAACUCAAACUGCUGUGUUAGCAGGAGACUCCUAUGUGCGACAGAGACUUACAUUGCAUCUCUACAAUAGAUGUUUAAUGUUACAAUGAUAGACCUAUGUACAUAAACGUUACUCUAUGCCCUAUGCUCUCUAAUGUAAUUAUAUAGAAUUGUAUCUUCCCCUCCUUUGUCUUCCCUUUCUCUUUCUGUAUCCUUCUCCAAUUUUAUGAAAACUCAAUAAAAUUGAAAUGAGAGAGGAAAAAAAAGGGAUAAUGAUUAAAAUAUUAAUCACACUUUUAGGAGAAGACCAACCACUCUCUGUAUCACGUCGCAUAGGUGGAACAAUCUCUACCAAGAAUUCUUUGGAUGGUUGUCUGCUAGUGAAGAACUGGUGCCAGGAAAAAAAAAUAGAAAAUAAUAAAAUAAAACACUAAAAAGUGUUAUGAAGAAAACAGCAACAUCGCUAAAUUAUACUUUUAGUGUAAAACAAUGAAUCAUAUAGUAAAAUCCACAACGCAUUUCACUCUACUCUACACUACAUAAAAAACUAAGAAAAAACUAUUUUUCUUUGUUUUUUACUGUAUGUUUUGGGGCUGAUGUGUGCUAUGAUCAUUGCUGUCACCCAGGAGCAGUGGGAAUUAGAGUGCAGGACUUAUUUUUGUGUAUUUGUAUUUACUUUUGUAUCACACAGCCAUGUUACAAUGCUGUCACCCACCCCACGUGUUCUCUAUUAAGGGUUAAUAAGUAUGUAGGGGUUUAGAAAAAUACCCCUCUCUGUCUCAUUAGAGAUUUCUUUGCCUGAAGCUGAAGAAAGCAAGGCGAAUUGUUAAUGUAGGACCCACCUAAGAGUUUUGCCUUGCAGUGUUGGGGCUUACAUUAAAUAGCCAUUGGAGUUACUAAAAAAAAAUCCUCCAUUUAUUUAAUUAAAUGCAUAGGUAUUUGGACAAGUGGGCAGUUAACUCUUUUUUUCUUUAUUUUUUUAUUAUAUAUAUAUUAUCUGAAAUCCUUAAUUCCAUAAAGUGUCUGCAUAAAAUCUCUUAUUUUGCUGAAUAUUUUGUGGAUAAACAUCGAGGAAUGAUACACAUUAUGUUAAAACCAGUGUUCAUUUUAGCGGCAAAUUACUAUUUAGUUUUAGUCAUAGUCUUUUGACUAAAAUACCAUUUUAGUUUUAGUCGUAUUUUAGUCAUCUGAAUUGUUUUAGUUUUAGUCUAGGGAAAGGGAAAGGGCGAAAUGCGUCUCGGAGCAGAACGCCUUCUUUGUGGACAUUAUUUUACAUUAUUUUACAUUAUUUUACUGAUUUUUAAAUAUGUUUUUUGUUUAUGUAAAAUAAAUAUAUCCAAUUGGAUUUUAAGUCCUACUGGCUGUCGGCUCCAUCUACCUCCAGUAAAGAAGGGCUACCCACCUUUAGUGGGUAACAAGCUUUAAUACCCAGAGCCAGGUUAGUCUAAUUGGCUCUGGUUUAGUUGAGCAAUAUUCAUUUGAUCUAUUUCCUUCCACCUUGUUCUUGAUAUAUUAAACUAGAAGCAAUUUUCUUUUUUGAGUGUAUGAGAAGAAACAAGAAGAGGGAAAGGUGUCACCUAGAUACACCAAAGUGGUCGUGAUUUGAGCCAGUCCUAUACUUGGCUCCAUGUUCGUCAGUUUUUUAAAAUGUAUUUUUUUAUUUCAUUUUAAAUACUAUACAUACUUUACCAUUUGAUUUUUCUCUCCAUUUUUUCCUCAUAUAUCUAUAUCGAACAAAUGUUUCUCCUUAAAUUAAGGGUGAGUGUAUAUUUAACAGCGCUCCACUCAGGGGAUUGGUGGUGGAUGUCACCUUCCAACCCCCUUAUUUUUACAAUAUUUAAGAUUUGGUGGACAGGAGAGAUUUCCAUAUCAGUGUUGUAGUGACUUUUCUAGUGGUAUUUAUUUUCUAAGUGCCUAUUUCUAUACACAGAGCACUUUCACAUUUAGUCUAGUUUUAGUUGACUAAAUAUCCAGUAGAUUAGUUUAGUUUAGUUUUGGUAAAGUCUCUAUCCAUCUUUGUGUCCUCACAGCACCUCUAGGUGUUUGUCUCUCAAACAUGGCUCUGUCUCUUUUGUCCCUUGCCCAGUCUCUCUGUGCAGUGUUAAUUUUGGCGGCAAAUUUUAAUUUAGUUUUAGCCAUAGUCUUCUGACUAAAAUGCCAUUUUAGUUUUAGUCUUUUUUUAGUUUUUAGUUUUUUUUAUGGGAGAUCAUAUGCAUGGCCUUCAUUGGUUAAUAGUGGAGUAUGAUACUAAAUGCUACACAGUUGGGUAUAUAAAAGCAGUCAAGCUCGUGUGAUAUAUGGCAAAAUCAUUAAAAAAAAAUGCUGGCGAAUAAGAGACAUAAUAAACAGGGUUAUUCCUUAAAGUGAGAAUUCAAGGUAAAUGCAAAGUAAACUUACUUUUUUAGUUUAACCCCUUAAGGACCGAGGACAAUUCAGGACCGUCAUCGGCAUUUUUACAUUGCCGACCGCUGACGGUCCUGAACCGUCCUAACGGUCUUAGUUAGUUACCGGAUCGCCGUCAUUACCCCGGCGGGGAUCAGCGGUGCUCCCGGUUUGGGGAGACUGCCUGCAGCCCAGACAGUCUCCCCACGGCGGAUUAGGACCCAUAUGGCCAUGUGAUCGCUCAACACAGCGAUCACAUGGUCACAAUAGGUGUCCAUGUGUCUGCCUGCAGGGGGACUAUCUGUGCUGACAGGCAGUCUCCCUGCAACUGUAAAAUCAGUAAAAAAAAAUAAAGUUAAUGUUAAUUAAAAAAAUAUAUAUAUAUGAGUGUGUAUAUAUAUAUAUAUAUAUAUAUAUAUAUAUAUAUGAUAUAUAGACAUAUAUUAUAUAUCUAUAUAAUAUAUGUCUAUAUAUCAUAUAUAUAAUGUCAUACUAAGUGUAUUUAUAUAUUAAUAUGUACAACUAUUAAUAUAAAAAUACACUUAUAAUUAAAUUACACACGUAUAUAUAUAAUAUAUAUAAUAACUAUAUAUAUUGUGUAUAUAUAUUAUUAUACAAUACAAAUAAUAAGUAAUUUAAAUUAAAUUAAAAAAUUUAAAAAUAAAAAUUUUAAAAAAUUAUAUAUCUAUAUGAAAUUUUAUUCUAAGUGUAUUUUGAGAUAUAUAUAUAUAUAUAUAUAUAUAUAUAUAUAUAUAUAUAUAUAUAUAUAUAUUACCUUACAUAUUACAUAUUAUACAUGUGUCCAUAUACAAAAUUACAUAAAUAAUUAUAUAAAUAUACACGUAGACUUCAAAUAUAUAAAUAUGCAUAUAUAUUUAAAUUCUAUGUGUGUAUUUAGGUAACAUUUUUACAUAAUUAAGUAAUUUUAUUGAUUGCAAUUUGAGGGACCUGCCUGCCAACCCAGGCCGAAAGUCCAGAGAAUUUAAUUUGCUAGCACUGUAUUUUACUCUGUAAUGCUCUUCGACACCCUAAAACCUGUACAUGGGGGUACUGUUUUACUCAGGAGACUUCACUGAACACAAAUAUUAAUGAUUCAAAACAGUAAAACAUAUGACAACGAUGAUAUUGUGAGUGAAAGUUACUUUUUAAAAAAAUUUCACACACAAACAGCACUUUUACUUAUGAUAUAAUUGUUGUGAUACGUUUCCAGUUUUGAAACACUAAUAUUUGUGUUCAUCAAAGUCUCCUGAGUAUAGCAGUACCUCCCAUGUACAGGUUUUAUAGCAUUUUUGAAAGCUACAGGGUGAAAUAUAUGGGUCAAAUAUUUUUACAUUGAAAAUGGCCAGGUUGGUUACGUUGCCUUUGAGAGCGUAUGGUAGCCCAGGAAUGAGAAUUACCCCCAUGAUGGCAUACCAUUUGCAAAAGAAGAAACCCCAAGGUAUUGCAAAUGGGGUAUGUCCAGUCUCUUUUAGUUACCACUUAGUCACAAACACUGGCCAAAAUUAGCAUUCAAUUUCGUUUUUUACUUUUUUCACACACAAACAAAUAUGAAUGCUAACUUUGGCCAGUGUUUUUGACUAAGUGGCUGCUAAAAAGACUGGAAAUACCCCAUAUUGAAUACCCUGGGUUGUCUACUUUAAAAAAAAAUAUGUACAUGUGGGGUGUUAUUCAGAGAUUUAUGACAGAUAAUAGUGUUACAAUGUCACUAUUGAUACAUUUUAAAAAUGUAUGUUUUGAAACCGCAAUAUCCUACUGGUACCUAUAGCCCUAUAACUGCAAAAAAAAGCAAAAAAGCACAUAAACACUGGGUAUUUUUAAACUCAGGACAAAAUUUUGAAAACUAGUCACAUGUUGUGCCAAUUAAGGUGUUUUCUCAACAUUUUAAGAGACUAAACAUUACAUAUAGUUGCAUAGUUACAUAGUUGUCUACGUUGAAAAAAGACUAAAGUCCAUCAAGUUCAGCAUGAAAGUAAAACACAUGGCAUGGUGAUUAUAUAAUUAUUUUGAUGUUUUGUAUUGCAGUGUCUACGAUCAUUCAGGGAUGUGCCACGGAAAUAUUUUGUCAAAAUAGUAAGCUUCUAAGAUUUAUUGAAGGUACAGUGACCUGCACCACAGCAACCACAAACAGCACUUUGCCAGCUCGUAAGUAGCGCAUCAGUAAUAGGAAUUAUUUUAAAACAUGUUGGGCGUUUACAAAUCAAAAUAAAAAUGUAAUUCUAAUACAAAAACAUAUUAUUGAGGAGGUAAUGUUAGCUCCCAGUCACUGAACUAAGCUCUACACCAGUGGUGUUAAACCCGCGGCCUGCGCUGCUGGGCGGCAAGGGAAUAAGAGAGCACUUUACAUACUGUUCUCCUCCUGGAUAGCUUCAUCGUGCGCCCUGUAGUGAACCAGCCGCCGGGAUAUGAUGUUAUCCCAGCAUCGACAUCAUUGCUGGGCAUGAAAGGGACUGGUGUAGGAAGAGCGCAGAGAUUGUAUGUUUUGUUUGUGAUUAUGUGUGUGUAUUUUUGUGUGUGUGUGGGGAGUUCUGUAUGUAAGUCAGUGAUUAUGUGUUUGGGUCUGUGACUGUGUGUGUAUAACUGUGAUUAUGUGUUUGUUUUUUGUGUGUAUAGGUAUGUGUGGGUCUGAUUUUGUGUAUGUGUGUGUGUGUGUAAGUGAUUGUGUGUAUAGGUCUGUGAUUGUAUAUGUGUGGAUCUGUGAUUGUGUGUGCAUAUUUGUGAUUGUGUGUGUAUAUGUCUGUGAUUGUAUGUGAAUGUGUGGGUCUGUGAUUGUGUGUGUAUAGGUAUGUGAUUUUAUGUGUGUGUUUACAUCUGUAAUUAUGUGUGUGUGUAUGUAUGUGGCUGUGUAUAGGUUUGUGAUUGUAUGUGUAUGUGUGAGUCUGUAAUUGUGUGUGUAUGUCUUUGUGUUUGUACCUCUGUUUAUGUGUGUGUAUGUAUGUGACUGUGUGUAUAGGUCUGCGAUUAUAUAUGUGUGUGUGGGUCUGUGAUUGUGUGUGUGUAUUUGUGAUUGUGUGUAUAGGUCUAUGGUUGAAUAUGUGUUUGUCUCUGAUUAUGUGUGUAUAGGUUUGUGAUUGUGUGUGUGUGUGUGUGUGUGUGUGUGAUUUGUUUAGUAGAUAGCUCCUUAGGUUGGUAUCCUUAAAUAUGACAAUCCCACAUAAGGAUAACAAAUAAGGGAGUUAUCUACUACACACUUUUAAGAAAAUGGCUUUUGAAGUUUUAUUAUAUAAAUUAUUUGUUAUAGAUUUUAUGAGCUGCCCAAGGCGAUUCCUCUGUGUUCAAUGCAGCCCAGGGAAGGCAAAAGGAUAACCAUGGAUGAUAUUUACAAUGCCUGAAGUAUGAGAUUCCUGGAUUUGCUUCCUGAACUUCCAAGGCUUUAGCCUUAAAUACCCUCCUGUUAACGCCUAUGUGGGUCUAUGUUGACUUAUAGUGGAAGGUGCAUCAGGUGACCCAUUAUAUGAAAAAGCUCACAGCUGGCUAACAUUACAUGUCAAUUUAUCAUUUAUACUCAGUAAUAAUACUCCGAGAUAAAUAUUACACUGAAAGUUUAGCUAUGUAGAAUAUUUGAGGGUUUAAGCAUUUUGACUAUUGUGGGUUAUAUUUUGCAUUAUUGUCAUUAACGAUCUAUUAUUUUUUCCCCUAGAUUAUUUUCUAUAUUGCUCAGGAAAUACUGUGGUGAACUCUCAGACAGUGUAUACAAAGCCUGGAGGUGAAUUGUGCUCUCAAUAUGAGGAUGCCUGUGUUUCAGAAAGCAGUUGGAUAAAAAAUGGUAAGCACUAAGGUGUCAUCACAAAACCCAGAAAUCCUUUCCCUCCGUCGCUCCACUCCCAUCCAUUUAUUAAUUCCCUGUCCAGAUUCCUAUCCACUCCCUACAUUCCUUGCUCUAUACCCCGUUCCUCAUUCCAAGAGGCACAUGUUACCUCAGUCAUAUACCCACUAAUUGUACUCCUUACUUAAAAUAAUAUCUUUUCCAAUGGUUUUCAGAUAACGAAGAAACUAUAGAGACCGUUUUACGAUGUGGAAAGUCCAGUGAGUGCAGCCGAUAUGGCAUCAUCAGUAAUCCAAAUAAGAGAAUCCAUUUCAAUACAAGCUGCUGUUACAGUUAUAAAUGCAUUGUCGUUCCACCAACAUGUAGGUAUAUACCAAGUGGAGUGCAGACACAUACACCAUAUGGACAAAAAUAUGUGGACACCCCUACUAAUUACUGUGUUCAGGUGAUUGAGCCUCACUCAUUGCUAACAGGUGCACAAAAUCAAGCACACACAUGCACUUUCUUUACAUAAACAAUGGCAGAACAAUGAGUCAGACUAAACUUCUCUGUAAAUCUAAACAUGGCACCACCAUAAGAUGCUACAUUAUCCGCAAGUCAACGUGUGAAAUUUCUGCUCUGGUUAACUGUAAGUGCUAUUAUUGUGAAGUGAAAGUAUCUAGGAGCUACAACAGCCCAGCCACGAAUUGGUAGAGAUACUCACACAUAGAGCGUGAUACUGAGUACUGAAAGGUUCCAUCAAUCACUACAGUGUUCCAACUGCCUCUUGUAGCAACAUGAGCCUAAAAACUGGGCAUCAGAAGCUUUAUGCUAUGGAUUUCAAUGGCCAAGCAGCUAUACACAAGUGCCAGAUCAGCACACAUAGUGCCAAUAAUCACCUGGAGUGGUGGAAGGCAUGCCACUGGCCUCUGAAACAGUGGAAGCACUCUCUAGAAUGAAAAAUCAUGCUUCACUAUCUGGCAAUCAUAUGAAAGUUUCUGGAUUAGGGCAGGUGCCAGGAGAACGCUACCUACUGGAGUUUGGUGGAGGACUGAUGAGAACUAUUUAUCAGAAUUUGGGCUAGGUCACUUAGUUGCCGUGAAGGGUUAUUUUAAUGCUAUGAAAUAGAAAAACAUUUUAGACAAUUAGAUAGUUCACAUUUUGUGACAACAGAUUGGAGGAGACCUUCCCCUGUUCAAGCAUGAAUCGGCCCAUGUCUAUGGCAUCACUACGGGGAGCCAGGGGGGGCAAUUACCCUCCUUGAUUAUUCGCCCCAUGUAUUCCCCACCUAGAGAACCAGACCACCGCUAACUAAACUAACUAAACUUUGCAGAGUAGACACUCUGAGGGAGCCUUUUACUUACUGUGCUCUUACCCAGUUUUGUGCCAUCAACCAGGAUAUUGUGUCAUAGCAUGGCAUGGCUAGAGGGCGCACUUGGGAUCUGUGCAGAUUGCUAUGUGUGUAUAUGUCUGUGAUUGUGUGCAUCUGAUUAUGUCUGUAUGUAUGUGUGUGUCCCCUCCCUCAUGCCCCCCCUCUCCCGAUGGGUUCAAGGGCUUAAAACCCCUUCAGUCACUUACUUCAAUUUAGCGCCGAUGUCCCUCGGUACUGGGUCAGGCUCUGCCCACGCUGUGCAAUGGCGGCGCUUGCAUUAGGAUUUUCCCAUAGGAAAGCAUUGAUUUAUCUGUCUGGUAGACAGCUAUUCAAAAUGAAGUUAACCCUGCGAGGUAAUCAUUGCAGUUUCUCAGCAACUGUAAUAAUUACCACUGCACUGUUAAGGGACAUGGGCAUUGCACCCAGACCACUUCAAUGAGCCGAAGUGGUCUGCAUGCCUACAGUGUCCCUUUAAAAGGAUUUAAUAGUGUGAGGAACACAAAGUUGUAUUUCUUACACUAUAGUUCCCUCUGUCCCCCAACCCCCUUCGCAACCCCCCACAGCAUGGAAAGGUUUGAGCGCCUUAGGCCUUCCCCAUAGGUAAAGAUUACAUCAAUGCUUUCCUAUGGUGAUUUGCCUAACACUGGAUGUCCUCAUAUGGAGUGUGCAUCCGGAGAACAUCUGGUGACAGUCAGGUGAUCAAAACUCGUUUAACCACCAGGAAUGACUUUAGUGGCUGUCUGAUUGACAGCCACCAGAGGCAGUCUUAGUCUUGCAAUGUAUCAUUGUAGUUUCCUUAAAACUGAAAUGAUUUACAUUGCAGGACUAAGAAGGGCAGGGAUACUGCACCCAGACCAUUUUAAUGAGCUGAAGUGGUCUGGGUGCCUAUGGUGUCACUUUAAUAUGACAAUCCAUGUAGAUAGCCAAUAGGGGAUUUAUCUGUUAAACAGUUGAAAGAACAAAAUUAAGACGUGUAGUUAGCUAAGAGUUCCAGGAGGCUCAUGUAAAUUCUGUGCAAAUUUGUUGUCUGACACAAGAAUGCUCAGAAUGCUGGCACCAGAAAGCCAGUGGUGACAUGUUACCCCAUCUACAGUGGAAAUUAUUAGUGUCACCCCCAGUUUUGACUGUUAUAUCACAUGUGCCCUCAACCCCCCACCCCCUUAAAUAUUGGUCCUAGACUCACAACAGGCCCAUGUGCACAACAUUAGGUUCAUGAAGGCAUGAUUUGAGUUUAGUUUGGAGAAAAUGGUGUGGCUAGCACAGACCCCUGAGCCUAACCCCACAGAACUAAGAUAUGUAACAGGGUUGAUGUUCCAGGAGGGAUAAGCCAGAUGGCAAAUGAUUUAGGUAAACUAGAAAAAUGGUCAGAAUUGUGGCAACUGACAUUUAAUGUGGAUAAGUGCAAGAUAAUGCAUCUUGGACGUAAAAACCCAAGGGCAGAGUACAGAAUAUUUGAUAGAGUCCUAACCUCAACAUAUGAGGAAAGGGAUUUAGGGGUGAUUAUUUCUGAUGACUUAAAGGUAGGCAGACAAUGUAAUAGAGCAGCAGGAAAUGCUAGCAGAAUGCUUGGUUGUAUAGGGAGAGGUAUUAGCAGUAGAAAGAGGGAAGUGCUCAUGCCAUUGUACAGAACACUGGUGAGACCUCACUUGGAGUAUUGUACACAGUACUGGAGACCGUAUCUUCAGAAGGAUAUUGAUACUUUAGAUAGAGUUCAGAGAAGGGCUACUAAACUGGUUCAUGGAUUGCGGGAUAAAACUUACCAGGAAAGGUUAAAGGAUCUUAACAUGUAUAGCUUGGAGGAAAGAACGAGACAGGGGGGAUAUGAUAGAAACAUUUAAAUACAUAAAGGGAAUCAACACAGUAAAGGAGGAGACUAUAUUUAAAAGAAGAAAAACUACCACAACAAGAGGACAUAGUCUUAAAUUAGAGGGACAAAGGUUUAAAAAUAAUAUCAGGAAGUAUUACUUUACUGAGAGGGUAGUGGAUGCAUGGAAUAGCCUUCCAGCUGAAGUGGUAGAGGUUAACACAGUAAAGGAGUUUAAGCAUGCGUGGGAUAGGCAUAAGGCUAUCCUAACUAUAAGAUAAGGCCAGGGACUAAUGAAAGUAUUUAGAAAAUUGGGCAGACUAGAUGGGCCGAAUGGUUCUUAUCUGCCGUCACAUUCUAUGUUUCUAACACCUGGUAUGAAUUCAAAUGAUGAUUGCUCACUAGAUCUUUUCAUCCAACAUCAGUGCCCAUCCUGUUUGUUAGACUGAAUGGGUGUAAAUAUUGUGACACAAUACAAAAUCUUCUUUACAGUUUUCCCAGAACACGGGUGGCUGUUCUAGAAUGCAAAGCCAUGCCAUAUCCAAACUAAUGCCAGUGGUUUUAGCAUGCGAUGACCAACUAGUUUUCAUAGGUGUGAUGGUCAAGUAUCCACAUACUUUUGCCCAUAUGCUGUUUGUGCAGUGUGAUAAAAGGAGCACAUAAAGUACAAAAACAAUGUUAUAUAAUUUAUAUUAAAAAAGUAUGUCAUCAUAUAAAUAGAAACAAUCUUAACUGUCUCACUUUAGUACUGUUAUGUGAUAUACCUGAAACUGUUAAAUAAUGGUUGCUGAAGUGCUGUUUGUGUGAAGAGUGUCUCUUCUUGUUUUCAUUUUAUAAAAAGUGCAGAUUUCAAUAAAGUGUAUAAAUUGACUUGUUACUCCCCCCACUGCUGUCAAUCAGGCAACCAGUCAUGUUACUUCCUGGUAGUUUAGCUCAGUGGAAUUGAACUUGAGGCAGGACAACAUAUAUUUAUUCAUAUAUUCUAUAUUUAUCUGUUAUAUAUUUAUUAUGUCUCCUAGCCACCAAUCAUCUUUUUUCCUAUCCAUCACCUCUUUUUGGUGCCAUAGGAGUAACUCCGAAUCAUGAAACAAAUUAAACUGUUCGCCUAUUGACUGUUUUGGUUGUUUCAUGAUAUGUUCACGUGGCACAUGAGAGUUAUACAAUUUGAACAACCUACCUAUAGCCCAAAAAGUUUGAUAAAGCAACAAUUGGUUUGAAACUGAUUUCACAAGCCUACUAAACAUAUAGAUAUAUUCUGAACUUACAUAACCAUGGGGAAAAGUGUAAUUACUGCGAAGACUGUCUGACUAGACGUACAAGAUUGAACUAAAUCCUGCCGUAAUAACCACUCUAUGCUCAGUAAGUUGGUGGGUUAAAAAUAAAAAGGAGGUUUCAUUCAGUGGCCUUGAGAAGUAGCCUUCUCUCUUCUCUUGUCACUUUCUUUUUUCCAUCCACCAGUGCAGUAAAAUAGGAUUAUUAAUAUCAAUCAUUUGCCAGGUGACCCUCAAGCUCCCUUGUCUCUCGUCAGUAGGAUCACGGAAUGUCUAGUUUCCUGAAGCCGUGACCUUAUCUAUAUGUGGUUCAAGGCCAGGAAUCACUGGCCAUCUACAGUAACUCAUUCCUACAACUCCCAUGUCUGGUCCCAAAACAAUAAAUAUAUAAAUAUCAGAAACAACAAUUCUGUAUGUAGGAUUUACUGUAUUGGUUUGUACUUAUAUUUACGUUUAGAAUUUCUUAUUCAGUUUAUGUCCAAUCAGCGAAACCUGCUAAAAACGGACUUCACUGUAGAAACUGCUUUACCUCUAAACCUAGAGAUCAGUGCCCUAUUGAGAACAGUAUGGAAUGUACUGGGAACGAAACUCACUGUAUGAAAUACAAUGCAACAAUAAAACAAGGUAACCAUCUGUGUUUAUAUAUAUAUAUAGCUGGGCUAAACUGAUAGUUGAUAAGACUAUCAGGGUACAAUUAUAUAAACUGUUUGUAGUAUUAUUAACAUCAUAUUAGGCUGUAGUGUAAUUACAAUGUGUAAUAUAGUUUGAGUAAAUUAUUAAGUUGCCAACUUUCAAAAUGCAAAAUAUAUAAAUAUAAAUAUAUAUAUCCAAAAUGUAAAGAAACACCGUAUAAUUUGUAUAUCCAAUGUGCCAAAAUGUGGAGAAAUAAUGUGAAAAAAUCCCACAAAAACACAAACAUCUAAUAAACAGCCAUUUCUACACUAAAUUAUUAAAGAGCUAUCCUACUGAAAUAGAUUGUCACCCUUUAAUUAUUAGGGUGCCAACAUAACUGGAAGGACUAUUCUAGCGAAUCAAAGUGUGAUAAGAUCUCAUUGACUAGGAUCUCAUUGACCUCCCUAUAACUUGCAGGUACAAAUAAUAGUUGGAAAUAUUCUGCCAUUACUCUAUGCAGCUGUGUAUAUAUAUAUAUAUGUGUGUGUGUGUGUGCACCCCCUCCUAUUAUAUUAAUACACCUCUAUCUGCAAACUACAGGGGGUGACAAAUUACAUCAUCUUUCUGUUAUGUUACAGGACCCAUCCACAGCCCAUGUGUGGGGGCUUACAUGGUUACAUGGAAGGAGGAGAAAUUGGUUAUCAUUACUAUUAUGCCCCAACCUGAUGCUGACAGAUAA